Messenger RNA from Dunckerocampus dactyliophorus (ringed pipefish), 957 nucleotides. RefSeq names its product trace amine-associated receptor 1-like. Gene Ontology annotation, cellular component: membrane; dendrite. Gene Ontology annotation, molecular function: G protein-coupled serotonin receptor activity; neurotransmitter receptor activity. Bases 1 to 957 code for a protein of 318 amino acids. The transcript has a single exon. The record is from RefSeq and is a predicted model, not a curated record. Gene Ontology annotation, biological process: G protein-coupled receptor signaling pathway, coupled to cyclic nucleotide second messenger; chemical synaptic transmission. Lineage: Eukaryota; Metazoa; Chordata; Actinopteri; Syngnathiformes; Syngnathidae.
AUGGCGUCAGAAGGCAAGGACAACAGCACUGAGGUUGUAAUUUCCUGUAAAACUUACUUUUCCUGUGUUUUAUUGCGAAUAUUCCCCUACUUGGUAUGUGUUGUCAUAAUAUGUGGAAACCUCCUCAUAAUCAUCUCUGUCAUUUACUUCAGACAGCUUCACACUCCGACUAACUAUCUCAUUCUCUCUCUGGCUGUGUCUGACUUACUUGUUGGUGUUUUAAUUAUUCCUCUCAGCAGGGAAUUCACUUUUCAUUACUGUCUGAUUCAUGGAGGUUUGAGUUGCACAGUGCGAAAAUGCAUUGAUGUAACACUGGCCACAGCUUCUAUUCUGAAUUUAAUGUGUAUUUCUAUAGAUAGAUAUCAUGCAGUGUGUAAACCUCUGACUUAUAAAACUACAAUCACUGUUCAUGUUGCUGUGGUCAUGAUUUUGCUGAGCUGGGGUUUUUCACUUUUACUUUCCAUUGGUUUUGUGGUUGCAGAAUUAAACUACGCAAAAUGUGGAGAAAAGUGUUUUCGUGAUGUUUUUAUUGUGAAUGUUUGUGGACCCAUUUUUACCUUUUACCUUCCUGCGAUCGUAAUGCUAUGCAUCUAUGGAAGGAUUUUCCUUGUAGCACAGAAACAAGCACGCAGCAUCCAAAACACAACCUAUCGUAGCAGGACGCCAGGAGCAACUAUCAGUAAAAUGGAGCGAAAGGCCACCAAAACUCUGGCGAUAGUUAUGAGUACCUUCCUCAUCUGUUGUAGUCCUUUUUUUAUAUUUUUGAUGAUUUUUUUUAUAAACAAGGUGUCAGUGUCAUUUGCAGUAAUGGAUGUUCUGUCCUGGAUGGGAAUGUCAAAUUCAAUGCUCAACCCAUUCAUUUAUGCUUUCUUUUACAGCUGGUACAGGUCUGCCUUUAAAAUACUUACAUCUGGGAAAAUAUUUCAAGGUUAUUUUUCAAACACCAGGCUUUCAUGA